Molecule: messenger RNA, 23458 nt
Organism: Podarcis lilfordi (Lilford's wall lizard)
Lineage: Eukaryota; Metazoa; Chordata; Lepidosauria; Squamata; Lacertidae
Source: the annotation of a GenBank genome assembly
AUGAGUGGAUUAGGGGAGAACUCCUUGGACAGCAUGACCAGUGAUUCAAGAAAACGCAAGCCAUUGCCCUGUGAUACCCCGGGACCAGGGUAGAGAGUAUUCAUUUUUUUUAUUUUAUUAUGGGUUGUUUACAAAUAGUGAAUGGGGUUUUUUCAGUAUUUAAAACUGAUGUGUUGGCAUUUAGUGCCAGAUUGUAGUUGGUGACAUGCCUAACAUUCUGAUAUUGGUGUAUGUGAAACAGUCAAAUAAUAUUAUUGCAGGAAAAAUUAGUUGUAUAAACAAUUUUAGAGGCAGGAUUUGUUAAUUAAUUUUUAAUUUGGAGGGGAAUACAUACUUUUUAAAAAAGGGCCCUAGAAAAGCAUAAAUAUGUAAUUUGGUGUAUAUUGCUUAAAUCAAAAAGUAAUAGUGGUACAAUAACAUGUUUUUCUUCUCCCUUCAGUAUUCACCUUCUGUUCUUGUGUGCCUGUACCACUCAACAUUUUCCAAAUGCAAGAUGUCCCUUGCAAUGCUGGGCGUUUUUGAGUAGUUAUCCUAUUCUGAUGUCUUCCUGAUAGAAGUUUUUUCUCAUAAAUUUCAUUGCAUAUAUUUACCCCACUAUAUCUUACUGCCCUUCUUCUAUUGAUUUCCUAUUGAUGUGAAAUUUCAACAACAUUGGUGUAUAUCCCUACUCAGCCACUAAUUUUCCUAGUGGAUUACUUUGAAAAGUGAGGGGUAAUGGACUAGUAACUCAGCCUCUCCCCACACACAUAGUGGCUGUUAGAAGAUACUUGCCCAAGAUUGACAAAUGGAAAGAGGGAGGGAAGUUGGCAUUUCUAAGGUUGGUGGAUUUUACUUAGUGAGCUCCAGUUGCUGACCAUAUAAGUAUGUAUAGUGGGUAGCCAACAUGGUGCCCUCCAUAUGUUGUUAGAGUGCAUCUCCCAUCAUCCUUGAUCAUUAGCCAUGCUCAUAGUCUGGAGGGCACUAUGUUGGCUAUCUAUGAUGUAUUACAUUUGUAACUCACCUUUCUGUACACAGGUUGGCUGCAUUUGCACAUUGUGGUAAGCCAUGGUUAAUGGUUUGACACUGAAUUCAAAGAGUGCUCCCACUUCACUUCUAGCUAGCUAGCGAGAGCAAAAAAACCCACAAUAUUUUUCUUACCAUUACAUCCAAACAGGAUGUUCGCUCCAAGCAAGCCACAAUAGGAAGCCAAGAACAAACCUUAGCUUCAUAUUGUGCAUCGUAGUUUGUUGUCCCUGCUCACUAGCAGGGUGGAGAGAAGCUGGAGCGAAUUUGCACAUUGAUGGCAAACCAUUAAAAAUGGCUUACUGUGACACAAAAGUCACAGUCAGAGUGAUUUAAACUUAGAAUGAGAAGUGCAUACCUGAACAUUUAGCAAUUUGAGAAUAAAUAAAUGAUUUGAAAGAAGAUCCUAUAAUAAUUAGGCUUAACUACUUUAAAAUGUUGUCUCUUUUUUCUAGUCUGAUCUGCAGUGGAGAGAAACGUCGACGUGAACAGGAAAGUAAAUAUAUUGAAGAACUGGCUGAGCUGAUUUCUGCUAAUCUGAGUGACAUUGACAAUUUCAAUGUCAAGCCAGAUAAAUGUGCAAUUUUAAAGGAAACUGUUAGACAGAUACGGCAGAUAAAGGAGCAAGGCAAGUCCUGACUUCUUAUAUUACAAGGGAGAAAUUAUAUUCUAUUUUCAGGUUAUCACAUAUGGAUGUUUAAAUCUAGCUUUUAAAUAAGGCUUUAAAAUUUUGUUACAUUUCUCUUCUGCAUUAUCUGCUUGAAUGUUGACUGUGAGUUUACCUUAACAAAGUUUUCUGCAAAUAGAAUAUUAUUGAACUAUAAUGGGGGGAAAUGAAGUAAUGAUUGACAAAUUUUCCUAAACUGAAUUCUAGUUUUACAUUCAUGGUGUUGGGCAAGUCACUGUAGAAUAAAAGGUCAGAAUGGUACUGAGGAUCCAAAAGUGUCUUCACAAUGAAUUCAGAAGGGAGGUUUCAGGCUAACAGAUCCCUUUCUUCAAUUAUUGAACUGGUUAGAAAGCACGGGAACCAAAGUUCUAUCCUGCAAGCUUAGGCACUUCCCAUGUUCAAAGAAAUGUCUACCCCCUGCUCAGUCACAUUGCAUUUUUUAGAUGAGCAAGUAAAGAAUACAGAAGGUAUGGUGGAGGGAGCAUGUGAAUCCAAGGCAUGAUACAAUCCUGGAUGCUAGAUUAAUAGCUCCAUAUACCCCUUCUUCCAGCAACUCCUGCAGCCAAGCUGGUGCUUUCCUUUGGAGUCGGGGGGGGGGGUUGUCAUCUGGGUAGCCCAGGACCUCCAUACACACUGUCCAUGCUUGCGCCCCUGGGAGGUCACGUCAGUGCUGCUAACACAGUGAUUUGACUUCACCCCUGGACGCGCAUUUCAUUGUCUCAAGACAGAUGCCAAUAACAACAAAAGGAUUUGAGUGUUGCACUGGGUGUGUUUUUCCCAUAGCAAGUUGAAACUCUGAGAUGUAAAUAUUGUGAAAAUAACAGCCAUUAAUUCUACAAUCGCAUUAGAUUUUCAUUGCACAUCUUAAAGAAUGCUUAAUAUAUAUGACAGACGUUUACAAAAAUACUUACAUGCAGUACAGGUUUCAAAAUUUGCUCUAUUUUUUUUUUUAGGAAAAACAGCUUCCACUGAUGACGAUGUACAGAAGGCUGAUGUAUCUUCAACAGGUCAAGGGGUUAUUGAUAAGGAUUCAUUGGGACCUCUUUUGUUACAGGCAAGUCUAUAGGCUAUUACAUUUUAGUACUGAACAGUAUAUAUUACAGCAACAUUUCCCCCCUCACGUGAUAAAUACUAAUAGUCUUACAUAGGCUUCAGAGGAAACAAAACAAACCUUUGCAAUCAAAUACUUCAGAGUUUCUUGCAAAGGUAAUUGAUACACAUGUUUUAAACAACUUUAAACAUUAAAGCAGCGAUGGGAAACUGUGGUACUCCAGAAGCUGCAGAGCUACAACUUACAUAAUCUUUGAUCUUUGGUCAUUUUGGCUGGGGCUAAUGGGAGUUAGAGUCCAACAACACCACAGGUUCCCCAUCCUCUGGUUACAGCAUUCCGUCCAGUCAAGGCAGAGCAUAGGGUUCAUGGACAGAGCAGGAAUAUGGGAGGCACACACAGGCUUCCCAUUUCCCAUUUAUUAUUUAUUAAAUUUAUUUAUUAAAUUUCUAUACUGCCUUCCAUCUGAAGAUCACAGAAUGGCUUACAAUAUAAUAACACAAUAACAAACAUAAGCAAAAACCACCUCACCCUUCACACAGAGCAGGAAUAUGGGAGGCACACACAGGCUUCCCAUUUCCCAUUUAUUAUUUAUUAAAUUUAUUUAUUAAAUUUCUAUACUGCCUUCCAUCUGAAGAUCACAGAAUGGCUUACAAUAUAAUAACACAAUAACAAACAGAAGCAAUAACCACCUCACCCUUCACACAGAGCAGGAAUAUGGGAGGCACACACAGGCUUCCCAUUUCCCAUUUAUUAUUUAUUAAAUUUAUUUAUUAAAUUUCUAUACUGCCUUCCAUCUGAAGAUCACAGAAUGGCUUACAAUAUAAUAACACAAUAACAAACAGAAACAAUAACCACCUCACCCUUCACACAGUUUAAAAGGCCAUGGAUUUAUUUUUUAUUAUAAUGGCCUGGUAUGCUGGCUGCAUGAGCUGAAGCUCAGAGGGAUUGGUAGAUAAGUAAGCAAUGAAUCCUUUUUCCCCCCUGGAAAGUGAUGCACUGUCUUCAACUGAAACAGCAACCUUCAUAAAAUCAUAGAGUUGGAAGGGACCCCAAGAGUCAUCUAGUCCAACACCCUGCAAUGCAAGAAUCUCAACUAAAGCAUCCAUGACAGAUGGCCAUCCAACCUUUGCUUAAUAAUAAUGAAGGAGAGUCUACAACUUCCUGAAGGAGUUCAUUGAACAACUCUUACUUUCAAAAGUUCUUCCUGAUGUUUAGUUGGAAUCUCCUUUCUUGUAACCAAAACUGGAUUCUCAGUCUAACAAAUUGGGUAAUCUCCAGAUUGGAUUACUGUCAUAUCGUCUGCAUGGGAUUGCCUCUGAAGACGGUUCAGAAACUUCAGUUGGUGCAUAAACAGUGCUAGAAUUUUGGGUGCAGAUUGCAGGGACAAUGUAAGAUUGAUCUUUAAAUAUUUAUGUUUGCUGUAUGUUUCCAGGCAAAAUUUUGAGUUCUAAUUCUUAGACUUUUUGUUGUUUCAUUCAUGUUCUUCUGAAGAAGAGUUUUCUUCCAGGUUACUCAGCAGAGAUGUGUUUAUACUUAGGCAUGCAUACUACAUGUAUGUGUGUCCAUUGUUGUAUGUAUCUGCAUUAUUCCCCAUUUCAGCUGCAACACUGUACACACAUACCUGGGAGUAUGCCCCAUUGAACUAAGUAUGACUUAUUUCUGAAAAGACAUGUAGGACACCCCCCCCCCAAAAAAAGAUUGCUGUCUGAGAUUGGUGUGCCUCUAUUUUCUGUAUCUUUCACAUAUAUAAAAGUCUGUAUACUUGGAUAAUUUGCUAUGAUUUUGUUUUUAGGCAUUAGAUGGCUUUUUAUUCGUAGUAAAUCGAGAUGGGAACAUUGUAUUUGUAUCCGAAAAUGUCACUCAGUAUUUGCAAUAUAAACAAGAGGACCUGGUUAAUACAAGUGUUUACAGUAUCUUGCAUGAAGAGGACCGGAAGGAUUUUCUUAAAAAUUUACCAAAAUCUACAGGUAAUAAGCUUGUUAAUACUUGGGUUUGUUACUGUGUAGAUACCCAUUUUAAACAGGAAGAUAGCUUUUAAGUCCUUAAGUGGUGAGGGCAGAGACUUCAUCAGGCAAGGCCUCCUUCCACCUGCCUUGCCCCACCCUCCAACCCUGGGAGUCCUUAUAAGAAAGCCGUGCCUGGAGGAAGAACUGUGAGGGGAGAGACUUCAUCAGGCAAGGCCUCCUUCCACCUGCCUUGCCCCACCCUCCAGUCUCUGCUUCUCAGUUUGUAUUGUAUUAUUUUAUGCACCGUUGUUUUAUUGAUUGUAGUUUAGAAAUUAUUUAUUGUAAUUGUUAAGAGUGUAUUUCUGUUUAAUUUUUAUAUGCUGAUAUUUAAUAGUAUUCUAUACUAGUCUAAUGGUUGUUGAAUGUUACUUUAUUUGAUGUAAGUUGCUUAUUUUAAAGUUACGUUUUAUUAUUACAUUUUUGUAUUGCAUUAGAUUGUUAUGAGGUGUACAUUCUUUGUUUCUUCAGCUUGUAAACCGCCUUGGGUGUUGUAAGAUAGAAUGAUGGUAUACAAAUUAAAAGUGAUGAUGAUUAUUACGUAUUAAGCAAAGUAUUCCUUUUUAUAUUUGAAUUAGUUUCCACUGUUUUAAAAAACAUUUAGUUUUAAUUAAUUUAUUGCAUUUAUAUGCUGCUUUUCUGUCAAAUUAUUUUAAGUUUUCAAGAAAAUACUAGCGUUAUGUCUCACUGUUACAUUUGCCCUCUCAUAUAUAACUGCCAAUUUUCUUUAAAGUCAUACAAAAAUACCUUUCAAAACAGUUUAAUUUAAUAUAAGCUACUAUUCCAUUUACUGUUUUAAUUACCAGAAAUAUACUAUUAAAUUCUCAUACCUUAAAUGUAGCUGCUAUAUAGCUAGCACCAUUGCUUUCUUUCUAGUGUUUGCUUCUUUGUUAUUGAUAUGUGAGAAAGUAGAAUGUCCAUUCCUUUCCCCUCUUCAGUAGCACUUAAAAAAAACAUUUCUGGCAUAGGAGAGGCAUCCAUUGAGUUAGAUGUCUGAUUUUAGUGAAAUUUCUUCCAAGCAUGCUUAGGAAUGCAGUCUUACCUAAUACCUUGUGUAAAGUCUUAUUCUGCUCAAACAUAAUAUAGUUCUUAAAUUUGUGUGUACACUAGUGAAUGGAGUUUCUUGGACCAAUGAAGCACCUAGACAGAAGAGUCAUACAUUUAAUUGUCGCAUGAUGGUAAACACUGUACAUGAUCUUCUGGAAGAUGUAGGGAACAACCAAGAUACACAUCAAAGAUUUGAAACCAUGCAAUGUUUUGCUUUAUCACAACCAAGAGCCAUGCUGGAAGAAGGUGAAGGUAAUAACAUGCAGCUGAUGUGGCUGUUGAUUUUUUUAUCUCUUAAGUACAACUUUAUUUAUAACGUGAUGAGCUGUGUUCAGUCAGUGCCUUUUGUAAAAUAACUUAGCAAUACAUAGAUGUCAGUAUUUGUAUUUCUUAAUAAUAAUAAUAAUAAUAAAACAGAAAGCUUUUGUUUUCUUUAAAUCUCAAGCUAUCUAUAAAUGUAACAUAAAAUGUUUUGAAUUGCAGAUUUGCAGUCCUGUAUGAUAUGUGUGGCACGCCGUAUCUCGGCAGUAGAAAGGGUAUUUUCACCAAAUACAGAGAGCUUUGUUACUAGACAUGACCUUUCAGGUAAGUAAGCUAUAUGAAUAACUAAUGAACUCUAUUAUCAAUGUAAAUGAUCACAAGCAUGUUUUGUGCAGUUAUUUUACAAUUGCUUGCCUAGAGGCUUUUUUAAAAAAAAAUAUAUUUAGUAUUAGAGCUUCCAAGGCAGCUAAUAUUUCAGUAGGUUUUACUUGUAUUUUUCUUAAUCACUCCUGCACCUAGUUUGUUUAUUUUAGCUACACUUGUUCUCUGCAAAAUAAAGGCCUGGUUUGGAUUGUCCCUUCAUGCGUAAGUAGAUGGAGAUUGCAGCUUCCCAGGACAGGGGCAUGUGAGGCUGGGCAUGUGGAGUUGUGCACCCUGAAUAUCCAUGGAUGGAUGUAAUAGUUGAAUACAUUACAGAGACAUGUAGUUGAAAGCCAAGUUAUAAAUAGGAUUGUGUUGUAAAAUCCAGUAUGCAAAGAGUUGAAUCCUGUUGUCAAUUCCUUUUCUCCCAAAUGUUGGGAUUCAGCACAUGGUUUGGAAUUUUACACAGUAACACCUAAUUCAAAUAUAACACCCACACAUGGGUAUUCACAGGAAAAGUGUGCCUGGUGGUAAUUGUAGGUAUGAACAAUCUUAUUCUCACCAGCCUAGGAAGAAGGUAAGGGAGAAAAUAAUCUGAACUGGGCUAAAUCUGGAGCGUAGAGCUAAAACUGCCAAUUGACCAUCUUAACCAGCAAAAGAUCUUGAGCUGGCAACAUAAAGCUACUCUGGCUGAAUUUAGUCUGCUAUGAUUUUUCCUAGUUGGUGAUUAUCAUUACCAGCAUUUUUCAUUUGCUUUAUACAAAACAAAGAGUCUCAAAGCAACAUAAUAAGAUCAAAUAAAAUAAGUAAAACAGUGUAAAUCCAGACAACUCUAAAACAAUGAAAAGUACAAAAGUCAUAAAAUGUUCACCCAGUAAAAUAGCUAUGUGUUGUUUGUGGGAACAGUUUUGGGUUUAUUUAUUAUUUUUAUUUAUUCAUUGAAUUUAUAUACAACCCUAUACCUGGAGGUCUCAGGGCGGCUCAGGUUGGAUAUAUCCCAUUGGUAUUUAUUUCCAGGAGUUAUGUUGACUGUUAAUGAUGAUCCAGAUUAUCUGGGGAACACUGUUUUCGAGUCUGUAGGUGCUCCUUUAAAUAGUUCAUCCUUCUUACCUUGCGUAAAGAACUGACCACUCACAUGUACAUGGUCUUUCAAGUUGAGACCUUGAGAUAUUCGGGUCUGUAUGCAAGGCAAAAAGGUUGAAUCAUGACUAGGAUUCCAAGAAUGGAUUUGUACAUAUCUGAAAGAACUGUGUUUGCAGCCUAGUCUUUCUUUCUUUUUUCUUAUUCUUUCUUUCAUAUUAAUGCCACAGAACAUUGCUAACCAUGCUAUGCUCAUUUUAUUGUUUUUAGCUUUUUAUGUUUUACAUAUUUUAUAUCAAGUAAGCAUUUUUCUGAUUGACAGGUAAACUUGUUAACAUAGAUACAAAUUCUCUAAGGUCCAUGAGACCUGGCUUUGAAGAUACAAUUCGUCGUUGUAUUCAGAGAUUUUUAUGUCAAAAUGAAGGACAGCCCUGGUCAAACAAACGCCACUAUCAUGAAGGUAACACCACACAUUUCUAAAUGCUAAUUUAUUUAAUUUGUACAGAGUUGUUUCAUUUAGGACCAAAUUAAAAUCAACACAAUGAAUAUAUCUCUUAGGAAAUGCCUUUACAGUAAAAAAAUUAAAUUGUAUACACCAUUUGGUUAUAUUAGGCUCAUUAAUAAUUAUAACUAAUUUGUUAUACUAUUUAGUGUUAGUAAAACACUAAAUUUGGGCUGUGCAGAUUCAUUCACCUAUUUUUCUCACACUUAUCUUAGUAAAACAAGUGAGAAAAAGUAGGUGAAGGUUUUGUAUUGCAGAGCCUAGGGUUUCAUUAAAGAGUAUGGGAAUUCCAUUUUCAUGCCAUAUUUUGGGCUGUUGUUUUACUAAGAUAAGUGAGGAAAAGUGUGAGAGAGAAAUGGAUGAAUGUAUCUGAACAGCCCAAAAUAUUACACGUUUUCAUUGCUUUGAGACACGUGAUUAUCUAAAAACUCAUACACUAUUGAAUUACUAAAGUCUCUGGAAAUAUUAUAUUAAGACAGGACACAUGUGAAUAUAAAUUUUACUCAUACACAAAUUUGAUAAUAGAAUUUCACGAAGCUUUGGGUUUUCCAAAGUGUAUUUUUAUUUUUUAAGUGACCAUUUUGUUAAAGUAGUUAAUGAUGUAGUGUGAGUUUUAUUUCUGUUUCUAGAAUGGGAAAUGUAAGCAGAUUGCUUCAGUACUAAUAGUUUCUACUCUUCCUAACAGCUUAUAUGCAAGGUCUUGCUGAAACUCCACUCUAUCGGUUCUCCUUAGCUGAUGGAACAAUAGUGACAGCACAAACAAAAAGUAAAUUGUUCCGGAACCCUGUUACCAAUGACCGGCAUGGGUUUAUCUCCACUCACUUUCUUCAAAGGUGAAAUCAAUAAUCUGUUUUAGCAGCUCCAAAAUCAUAUGUGUCUAAUGUGAACCAACAUAAUGAAAACAUUUAGAGGGCAGUAUAAGAGACAAUAGAUGCGGAAUUUUAACCCAUGAGCACUGUUAAAUUUUAUUUGGUCAGAUAUAACAGGAAGAUAAAAUUGCUUAAUGUUAAGUUUCAGUUCAUACAAAUUUCAUACAUAUGCCCACUACCGUUUUUUAUCUCUUCGGACAAGGACAGGAUGGCACAUCAUCUCAUGGUACAUUGUGUUUAUAUUGAAACUUAGGAAUACACCUUUUAUUGAGUUAGACCCCAAAUCCAAUAUUACCUACUUGACUGAGAAGUUCGGAAGGAUCAAAGAAGCUGGUUUCUCUCACAAUAAUGAUUUUAAACAUUGCUAGGGUAAAUCCUACUACUAAUAAUAUGAUAAUUUUGUACCCUGCCCAUGUGACUGGGUUGCCCCAGCCACUUUGGGCAGCUUUCGCACGUUGAACCUUUGAAAAAGAGGUUUUGAGCUUAUUCAUUUUUAUGUCUUUUUGAGAUAAGACAGUAAGCCUCAUUAUGUAACAGCAACUGACUUCUACCCACUGUAUCACAAUUUCUAUAAAGUUCUCAUUAAGGGUGGAAUAUUUUCUAUUCUUAUCAAGAAAAUUAGUGGAAUAUACAACUUGGAAAUACAGUUUGUGCUCUUCCUAUACCUUGUUGAUGUUGAUAAAAAGAUUAAUACAAUGGGCUAAGGAAGAAUUUUAAAUUUCAUCAUAAAUUUCUAUGAGCUCGAUCAGUGUAUAUGGCAGUGCUCCUGUGUUCUGCUGUUGCAACCCAGUAUUGUACAUUGAUUCCUAGAAGAACAUAUAAGAUCUUUUAAAACAUGGACAUUACUAAUCCACUGUGCCAAGCUUGAUUGCCAAUGCUGUGUGUUUCAGAGAACAAAAUGGAUAUCGACCAAAUCCCAGUGCAAUGGGACAGAACAUCAGAACAUCUACAACUGCAAGUACAAAUUCAGUCAGUGGUGUCAUGAACAUGUCAUCUGGGCAAAAUAUACCUUUGCAGAACAGGAACUAUGGUAUGGGAGAUCCUAACUUAAUGGGGCAGAUGAGUGGUGCUAGAUAUGGAGGUCCUGGAAACAUGGGACCGGUGAACUCUGGACAAGGAAUGCAGUCUUCUCCUUAUCAGAGUAACUAUGGAUUAAAUAUGAGCAGCCCACCACAUGGGAGCCCAGGCAUGACUUCCAGUCAACAGAAUUUAAUGAUAUCCCCUAGGAAUCGUGGGAGUCCAAAAGUGAAUUCACAUCAAUUUUCUCCUGUAGCAGGUAAUUAUUUCUAGUAUCUUUUUAAAGUGUGUUUUGUUUUGUUUUUUUGUUUCAGCCUCUGAAAUCAGAUACUAUUUAUUCAGUUGGCCAGAAAUGGUGAUGAUUAUCAUUGUUUAUAAUCCACUCUUCAGCUAUCAUUCCCAGAGCAGCUUAUAGCAUAAACAUAAAAAACAAUCUAAUACAGUCAGACUUACUGUGCCAUUUUUCAUAGAAUACCGUACUAUGAAAAAUAUUGUUAUGCAGAAAUUAUGGAAGGCAGUUUUAAAACUUUCCCUUUAUAUACUUUCUGCUGUAAUGUUUCAAAGUAUUUUUAAUUAAAUGAUUCGUUAAUAUGUAAUACCUCACUUAGUGUUUCUCCUCUUUUUGUAUAGGUGUGAACUCUCCAAUGGGAACUGCCAGCAACACUAGCAGCAACAAUUUUUCAAGCAGCUCACUUAGUGCUCUUCAAGCGAUUAGUGAGGGAGUUGGAACUUCCCUUCUGUCUACUCUUUCUUCGCCAGGUCCAAAACUAGACAAUUCUCCAAAUAUGAAUGUUUCUCAGCAAAGUAAAAUGAGUAACCAGGAUUCAAAGAGCCCUCCUGGCUUGUUUUGUGAGCAAAAUCAAGUGGAGAGUUCCAUGUGUCAGUCAAACAGCAGGGACUCCCUUAGUAACAAAGAAAUCAAAGAAGAGGGCCUUGAAGGCUCUGAUCAGAGGGGACUACCUGAAAGCAAAGGGCAUAAAAAACUUCUCCAGUUGCUAACUUGUUCCUCAGAGGACAGGGGACACCCUACACUGUCAAACUCCCCUUUGGACUCCAGUUGCAAAGAACCUACUGCCAAUGCCACAAGCCCUUCAUCUGGAGUCUCAUCUUCUACAUCUGGAGGGGUCUCUUCUUCAUCAAACAUGCAAGAGAAGCAUAGGAUUUUGCAUAAAUUGCUGCGGAAUGGUAACUCUCCAGCAGAAGUGGCAAAAAUCACAGCUGAAGCUACUGGUAAAGACACGUACCAUGACAGUAGUGCUGUUUCCUGUGGUGAAGGAACAGUCAAGCAAGAACAAAUGAGUCCUAAAAAGAAGGAAAACCAUGCCCUCCUUAGAUACUUGCUUGACAAGGAUGAUGUAAAAGAUCCUCUUUCAAAAGACAUUAAACCUAAAAUAGAAAAUUUGGACAGCAAGAUGGGACAGUGCUGUAGUUCUGCCAUAACUACUUCAAGUCAAGAAAAAGAGAUGAAAAUAAAAACAGAACCCACUGAAGAGGUAGAGUAUUCUAAUGUUUAGCAAAAUCCCUGUUAAAAGACUCAGUAUACUUUUGUUUUCUAAAUAAGCCCCUGGAAUGGAACCAUGCACUUUCUUUUUGUAAGUCUGAAAACCACAGCUAACCUGAAUUCCCAACUAUGAUGUAUCAAAGUAAUUUUUAAAACGUUGCUUUUAAAAAUUAUUUCACAUUGUGCCAGUUUAAUUUUCCACUGAUUAUAGACGAUGAUGGUAUUCCACUCAAUACGUGAGAGAACAUGGAAUGCCUCUUUUAAGAAGGAACCUGCCCCCCAUGUAUUUUAAGCAUUUACCACCUUAAAUAAUUAAUAUAGCUGACUGAGGCUGCAAUCCUAAUCCUGUGUACCUGGAAGUGAGCCUCAUUGAAUUAAAUAGGAUUUACUUCUGAGUAGAUGCGGUUACAACUGCAUUCCAAGCCAUUCUCAGCAUCAGCCUGUUGAAACUGAUAGGCAUGAGAGAAUCAUGACUGAAAUAAAUUAUUUGAUUUCAGUACAUGUACUGCUACUAAGCAUGACUUAGUCGGUGACCACUUUUAAUAAUUAACAUUAAAAAAAAUAUUUACAUGAUCAAAUAUUUACAUGACUUCUAGCUUGUUCUCUUAAGAAUUUGUAGUAAGUUUCGAAGACAUCAUAGUUUUGAACGCAUACCAGCUUCUGAUUUUUUCAGUAGAAAUCUAAACAACUAAGUUUGUUUUUAAUUUUUUUUUUUCAGAUGAGUGGAGAUUUGGUGGAUAAUUUAGAUGCCAUUUUGGGUGAUCUAACUAGCUCAGAUUUUUGCAGUAAUCCAAUGUCUGCAAAUGGAAAUAACAUGGGGAAUAAGCAACCAUUGUGCCAAGGAAAUGCACCACUGGGUAAAGUUUAUUUGACAUAAUAUUUCACUUUACUUAACAGUCAUUGUGUUGAUUCAAGCCAUUCUUUCUGUUUGUUCUUAAUUUCCCAGUUUAGCCUUUUAAAAAAUGGUUUUUAUUGUUGUCUACUAGUAGACUAGAAUUUCCUUGUAGAUACCCUCUGGAAUCUCUGAUAGUAAGCUGUAUAAAGAUUGAGACCUAACACAAGAAAACCUUGAGUUUAAAGUUGCAAGCAUAGAUUUGAUAGAAACCAACUGUCGAUCACUGGGGAGCCUGCAGAUCAACAGGCCAGAUACUACCACUUUCUGCUGUUCCUGGAGGCUGUUCAUGCUUAUUAAAUCAAAUAACAGUGCAUUCCAGAGUGCACAAUAAGAUGAAUCAAUAGGUCAGAAAGUUCAGCUUUGAUUAGCUAAAUAAUUUGAGAAAGGUAAACUAAAUCAGAAGUGGUAGUGGGAGCAUACAGCUAGGUACUACUUUAUGAUGAGAAAGGGAAUCAUGGUUUCCGUGUGUGUGUGUGUGUGUGUGUGUGUGUGUGUGUGAGAGAGAGAGAGAGAGAGAUCUAGUUGUAUUUUCUGAACUUUCUAUGAAAAAAAUGGUUUUUUUAAAAAAAAAUCAGUAUGCAAUUCAAAAGUGUUGAGAACAUCAGUAUUUAAAAUGUUGUUUAUUCAGAUUUUUGUGUUAUUACAGAGUUAGAAUAAAUACCAUAAACAGAAAAAAUACUUGAUAAAAGGGAAGAUACUUCAACUGUCGUCUAACUUGUUUUCCAUUUUGUUUAAAACUUUUGACCUUUUGCAAAGUGCAUUACUUUUUUGUAUUCAUAAAUAUAUAUAAUCAAAUCUGUCUUGAAAUUCCCUUUUUAAAAAAAUAAUAAUGUGUUACUACAUUUUAAGCAGGGACGCGGGUGGCGCUGUGGGUUAAACCACAGAGCCUAGGACUUGCCAAUCAGAAGGUUGGCGGUUCAAAUCCCCGUGACGGGGUGAGCUCCCGUUGCUUGGUCCCUGCUCCUGCCAACUUAGCAGUUUGAAAGCACGUCAAAGUGCAAGUAGAUAAAUAGGUCCCGCUCCAGCAGGAAGGUAAACGGCAUUUCCGUGCGCUGCUCUGGUUCGCCAGAAGCGGCUUAGUCAUGCUGGCCACAUGACCUGGAAGCUGUAUGCUGGCUCCCUCGGCCACUAAAGCGAGAUGAGUGCCGCAACCCCAGAGUCGGUCACAACUGGACCUAAAGGUCAGGGGUCCCUUUACCUUUACAUUUUAAGCAUAGCAGUUAACUUAAUAUGUAUUUAACUGUACUCAUACCAUAUUAGAGCUAAUUUAUUAGGCUUCUGAUUCCGCCCCUGCCCCUGCCUUUCUAGUUAGGGUUUUGAUUAUUUUCUAACAUUUUAUAGAAUUCUGUAUAUAGCUAUAAGAGAUUUGAAAUUAACAGAGACUGUACAGAUCCAAAGAGAUACACCAUAUUCUUUUAAUAAUUAUAGUAGUUAUAGUAGUUAUAGGAAGUUAACAUCUCAGUCUGAAACAUUAUAGAUCAAACAAUCCAGAUGAAUAAUUUCUGUAUUAGUCUCCAUCAGUGACUCGUAUAGGACAUACAAUUUCUGUAGUUUUAUUAAAAUUACAUUAAAUAACCUUAUCGUGGAUGAUAAACAUCUGUCAUGGUAGAUCAAUACCAGGUUUAAAGAUGGUACAGUUACAAUUAUAUUUUAAUUACUCAACAGGUAUGAGAAGUCCCCAAUCUAUGCAGGCCACCCGUCCUCCUUUCAACAGAGCCUUGUCUUUAGACAGCCCCAUAUCAGUGGGAUCAAGUCCGUCUGUGAGGAGUGUUAAUACAUUCUCCAUGCUACAGAAGCAAAACAUGAUGGGUGGGAGUCCAAGAAUGAUGGAAAAUCAGGAAAAUUUUGGAACUAAUAUGGGUUUGUUGAUUUCCUCAUACUUUUAAAAAAAUAACGAACAAUAUCCCAAAGGUUUGCUGGAGUAUAUUAUUAACUACGAGAAAAAUUGUUACAAUUGUAUUAUACUAGCUUAUUCUAGCUAAGCUUCUUAGACCUUUUGGCUCAAUUCACACAUCUCACCAAAAACAUUUGUAGGGUUGGGUUUAGUUGUGAUGUCUGAAUUAACAAAUCAUGGUUUGUGAGGAGCUAGCAAAUUUGCUUGCACCAAGUGCGGUGAGGGUGGUGUCUGAAUUGGCAAAUCAUUGUUGUGGCUGUUCCUUUACCUCCAUUGCCACCACACCUAGGGUCUGGAGUGGUGAGCAGAUAGAAAAUAGAAGCAGUCAAGCAUCCCUAAAGCAUGGGUUUCCUGUACAUUCAGAAGUUCACGUCUCUGUGUUGACAUGGUUAGAGUACCAGACUAUGGUCUCUGAGACCCAGGUUAAAAUCUCUGCUCAGUCAUGAAGCUGUCCAGGGGACCUUGGGGCCGUCAAGAGCUUCAUGUUCUGGCUUUUAAACUUUGGUGAGUGCAAACUUCAGCAAUUCUGUUUGAAUUGAACCACUGUCACAAAAAAUACACAGUGAUAACAACAACCCAUCUUCGUUGUUGUGCAAUGCUUUAUAUCUCAGUUGAACCUGACAACUAGAUUAUAUUUGAGAUGUUACAGUGAAUGGUGGCUGAAAAGCCCUGAUAUAUGCAGCCCUUUGGGUCCUGGCUAAAACUGAUUUGGAGUGGGUGGGUAUAAAAAUGCCAACUGUAGCAAAUUGUAUUGUAUUCUAUAGUUUUCUGUAGGGAAAGCAAUGUGUAUUUAAAUACGUUAUUUUUCUAGGGGGACCUAACAGAAAUAUGCCUAUGAAUCAGCAUUCAGCAAGUGACUGGAGCCUACAAAACUCAAAAGUGAGCAGGAUGGAACCUAUUAGUUCUGGUUCAAUGCCAAGACCAGGGCCAGACUGCAACCCAGCCCUUGCCAGAUCUUCAGUUGGUGGUCCCAUGCCUGGUUUACCCAUGAGGUCAAAUAGUAUGCCUGGCACCAGAUCCAUGCUCCAACAGCAGAUGAUCCAUAUGAGUGAGUUCUUACUAUUCUUUUUUAAUUGGACACCACAAUAAUUUGUGUCUUACGCACUGCACAUAGGUAAGAUAAUAGAAUCAUAGAACUGUAGAUUUGGAAGGGACUACAAGGGUCGCCUAGUUCAACCUCCUGCAAUUCAGGAAGCUUUCACCCAACAUGGGGCUCAAACCCACAACCCUGGGAUUAAGAGUCUCAGGCUCUGCUGACUGGCAAUAAAGUUUGAAGCAUUUACGCUUUGGGCUGUUUGCACAGUGAUCUGUACUGUGUUCUGAGCAACUAGUGCUCCAGUGUGGGUUGCUGGAUACUGGUAGACUUCAAGGAAGCAAAGCAUUUAAAUUCAGUGAUAGUGAUAAACAAUUUAGACCACUACCUCUCAGCUUAGGGUUGCCAUACUUCAAGAAUUCAUCCAAAAAACACAAAUAGCGAUCCUAAAACAGACACUUCUUGGUUCUGUUGACAAAAACCCUGGAUAUUUCGCCGAUUUUUCAAAAUUCCUCAUGGACGCUGCUUUCGCCAUUUGAUUCCCGGACAUGUUUGGGGAAAUCUGGGCAUAUGGCAACCCUAUCUUAGCUGCCUUGUUACUGCUAUUUGAGUUUAAUGGGGGAGCACCCUGGUGCUGUCAUGUCUACAACAGUUCAAAGAUGUGGAAGGAACUACUAUUAGUUGAACACACACAAACACCCUGUUAAGAAGCUCUCUCCCUUUUUGCACACCCAUUUGAAUAGAAAUCUUACAUUCUGAAAGUAAUGCCAUACAUUUUUACCUAGGCUUCAAGUGAGAGUAAGACCGAUGAGUUUGAUAUUAAAAAUAGUUGUAUAGUGGUUUUGUUGAGAUAUUUUAUCAUUGUGUUUUAUAAUAGUGAUACAUUGUUUUUGUACGCUGCCCUGUGUUGUUGGAUUGCUGCUCCAAAAAUUCACCUCUUUUCUAAAAGUAAAUUUAGUUUUGUUUCAUUUUGUAGGGCCAAAUGAAAUUAAUAUUGGUAUGGGAGGGAAUCCUUAUGCACAUCAAGGGCCGUCUAACCAUCCAAAUGCAUGGCCUGACAACAUGCUGUCCAUGGAGCAAGGACCUCGAGGUUCACAAAACAGGUACAAUAAGGUUUAGAAUGUAAUAUGUUAUUUAACUGACAGCCUAUUUUUCAUCCACAAAUGGUAUCAGAACAUUCUGAUCAUUCAGGAAAAACACUCAUUUAAAUACAAAAUUAGUUAAGUCCAUUGAUUUCAAUGGCUCUGCUAUGAAUAUGACUUCCCCUAUCUGAACUAGAAUGCUGGACUAGACAGAUUAUUUGUUUGUUUGUGAUUCAUCAAAGAAAAUGCUUACAUCAUAUUUGUAAUUUGUUUACCAUCUUAGUCUUUGACAUUCUAUUGGGGAUUUGUUGGAUAGUAAUGAUCUAUCAAAGGUGAUAAAAGUUUUAACAUGGAGGGUCCUCCUUUCAGUUUCCAGAAUCCUGCUCAUUUGUGAAAUGACACUAGGCAUAUCUCAUUUUUGCACUUAUGUAUACUGGGAAGAUAUGAUUCUUAUCUGGAGACUUCAAUUUAUGUGUGAUAUGAGAAUUUAUCUACUCUUUGACCAGUAUUCUUAAUUGUUGCUACAUCUUGGUUUUCCUAGGCAACUAGUUAGGAAUUCUUUGGAUGAUCUUCUGUAUGCUGCUCCAAAUGUUGAUGGCCAAAGCGAUGAAAGGGCUCUUCUAGAUCAAUUGCAUACAUUGCUGAGUAACACAGAUGUCACAAGCCUUGAAGAAAUUGAUAGGGCCUUAGGAAUUCCUGAUCUUGUAAAUCAAGUAAGUUGCCAGUGCUCUUGAAGUGCAGAUUUUUCAGUUUGCUGUAUGCUCUUAAAAUGUAUUUUUGCAGGGGGGAGAAUAAAAACCCUAGUACAUUUCUUCCUCAGUACUUUGUACAUUCUUCUUUUGGGUGAGAAGAACUUAUUUUAUAUAUUAUAGGCUCCAGAACUUGCUACUCACCUCAAGCUAAACAUAGCCCACCUUCUCUGUAUUGUGGCCUGCCAAGUAUUCUUGCAGUCCUAAAAAGGCUGUAAAAACAGAAGAUUUAUCCAACUGCUGGUGACCUGCAUUACAUUUGCUGGAUUACAAAUUAUGCAGACCUGAUAUGAUUAUAAACAUGAUAUUGCAGUGCCCCUUUAAAAAAAUCAUAGUGAGAAAAUGUUUGCCUAUAACAUAACAAGAGCAGCCUUCUGAUCUAAAAAUUGUUUAUUUUCCUUUUAAUUUGUGACAAUACUACAUUGUAAUUAAUGUGUGCAGGCAUCUUCUUUAGAAAGGUAGUUGUAGAAUAGUUGCUGAAUAUUAUAGUGAUGAAGUCUUAAUAUACCUGACUCAGAACUUGCUCAUAGGAGAUGGAUUUUGUCAAUGUAAUUUUGAAUUGGGCAAUUUUCAUUGGAUUAUUGGAUAAUCCUGUGUGUAUCCCUAAACUGUUAAAUGGUGAAAUAGGGUCCCAUAACUGUUGUACCAUGUGCUUACUGGUGUGUCUCCUGAACAUUUACUAUGUUUUUUACACUGCCAGCUACACACACACACACACACACACACACACACAAAGCUCAAAUUUUCAAAUAUAAAAUUCCCCUGUAUAAAAUAUUCUUAAUAUACUAUUGCAGUGUGUGAAAUAUUUGCAAGUUCUAUAUUCUUUUUAAGGGGCAAGCUUUGGAACCCAAGCAAGAAUCAUUUCAUGGCCAAGAAUCUACUGUAAUGAUUGACCAGAAGCCUCCAGUAUAUGGUCAGCCAUACCAGGGCCAGGGAGCUCCCCUGCCAGGGGGUUUUAGUAGCGUGCAAGGCCAACAGGCAGCCUUUAACUCUGUGAUGAAUCAGAUGAAUCAGCAGGGCAGUUUUCCAAUGCAAAGUAUGCAUCCCCGAGCAAAUGUCAUGAGGCCCAGAACCAACACACCAAAGCAACUUCGGAUGCAGCUCCAACAGAGACUUCAAGGGCAGCAGGUAAACAAUUAUAAUUUUUCAGUUCCCUUCUGAAGAGGGAAACUUUUUGGCUUUGCUAAGGGCAGGAAAAUGAAAUAUAUCACUUACCCAUUAACACAUACAUUCAUUUGUUUUAUCCUGUCCUGAUAUUUGGUACACACAGAGACUUAGUUUACAUGUCAAGAUGUUGCCCAAACUAUGACUUAACUGGUACUAUGCAACCACGAGGGCUCCUAAAAUGGAGCUACAGCUUUGGCUACAGCUCAUGGUUAGAGCACAAACGUUGGCUAAUGAUAAUGCAGGAAUAAAAAAGACAAGAGAGGAGGAAAGGUGCUGUGAGCUCCCCAGGAAUCCACAUGUUUGCAUGGUUCUGAUAGUCCAUAAUUUGGCUUGCCAUGACAUGUGAAGCAGGCCUGCAAUUCCUCAUCAUUGUAGUCUUUAUUUUCAGUUUGGUAAUGUCAUUUCUGAGAUUAAAUACUGCUGGACUAGACAGAUUAUUUGUUUGAUGAAAACUGAUGUUUGAUGAAAACUGAUGAAAACAGUGGCACGGUUGUUUUCUGAAUUGCACUAUUAAGUAUCAGUAUGAAAGUUAAUGAUUAGGUUUGUAUAUUUAAGGCCCUUGUUGGCAUCCUUCUGCCUUGGAGACAAUGGAGGAGUGCGCCUUUGGGCGUGAAGUCAAACGUUGUGUUUCAGCGCACUUAAUAAGCCACACUGAGUGAAGUAGCUUCUUUUUAAUUAUUACUUUUGCCUAGGUUUGUAGUGUAGCAUGGGUUUUAUAGAAACCUGUUUGAUGUAUUUUGACAUCGUUCUGUUACACACUGUUGCUUUCUGUUUCUUAAGUUUUUGAAUCAGACUCGUCAAACACUUGAUAUAAAAAUGGAGAACCCCAACCCUGGUAGUGCAUCAGUGAUGAGACCUGUUAUGCCCCCACAAAUGGGAUCACAAGUAAGUAUUACUAAUCAGUUUAUACAGUAGCCUCCCACUUCCUGCUGUUAUUUUACCUCUCCCCAGUUCUGCUUUCUAUUACUUCUCUCUUCCUUCAUACAUCUUUUAAAGCACUAAAACAGACACACAUAUUUUUAUCUAAUGGAUCAAAGUCCAAUAGAACAUAACCAUAAACCAAAAUACGAUUCUACAUGAAUCAUGUCAUCAUUAGACAUACAUCAGUUGGGGCAUAUGACUGGUGAAGAAACAUCUAUAUAAUAAUGUCAUCCUAAAUAAUGUCAAUAUUUUUGAUUAGGAAUUACAAUGCUCUGUUUUACCAUUGUUGCAAUUCCUGUUCAGAUGGGUGAGGCAUUGGAUCUCAACUGCAAUUGUAGAAAAGUACAGUGGUACCUCGGGUUACAGACGCUUCAGGUUACAGACUCCGCUAACCCAGAAAUAGUACCUCGGGUUAAGAACUUUGCUUCAGGAUGAGAACAGAAAUCGUGCGACGGCAGCAGCAGCGGGAGGCCCCAUUAGCUAAAGUGGUACCUCAGGUUAAGAACAGACCUCCGGAACGAAUUAAGUUGUUAACCCGAGGUACCACUGUAUUCCAGAACCAUUCUGGGGAUUGAAACUGUUGAGCAAUGCUAGUCUGGCAAGUAUGGAUUCAGUUACUUGUAUCUAAUUUAGCUUUAAGUAACCGUCCUGUCAGUACAAAUAUUUAUUAUGCCUGUGCAAUGGGACUUUCCUCUUGUGCAUCCCCUUAAUAUUUUCUGCUGGUUUCCCCAACCAUUUGGAGCAGAUUUGGGAAGGACACAUUCAGGGUGGGUGGGGGCGAGAGAAGGUCUCAUUGUUCAAUCAUAAAUUUUUGCACUGACAGAAAAGUUGCUUAGUGCCACAUUGGAUAUAAGCCACAGUGCCUGCUGAAUGUUCAAGCUACACAAAGUGAGACCUGCAACAAAAUGUAGAGUGCUGCUGUUUGGGGUUUUAGCCACCCAGCUAGUAUCUGUUCCAGGAUGCUCCAUUCCCUUCCAUUCCACCACCUUCACCACUCCAAUAGUCAUCAAGCCAGCAUUCUGUUUGCUAGGUCAUUUUUGGUUCCCUCCUUUUACCUUUUCUUUAUAACUUAGACAAACUUUGGGGAUUCCCCAAGCUGCUGAUAACUUGUGCAUUGAUAUCUGCGUAAGGGUAGACCCAAAGAGAAUAAGCUUGCUAUUGGUAUAUAGACUGUAGACCAGAUGUGGGAAAACUUUGAUCCUGCAAAUGUUGCUGCAAGCAAGGCCAAUGGGGCAACAUCUGGAGGGCCGAAGGUGGUUCCCCACAGUUACUGUACACUGUGCUACUUAUUACUGCAGAAUAAAUGUGCAUUUUCUUACUGUUCCAUUCUGCUAUUUCAUUAAUGGGAGAAAAAUAGACUGUAUUGUGCUUUUUUAAUAUAAAAAAGCUCAUGGACAUAAAACUCUUAAGAUAUGUUUUUUUUUCCUUGUCAACUUAAUAAUUCUUCCUCUGUAUUCUUUAAUGUGCCUUUUGUCAAUCCUCUUUGGGUGCUAGCAGCAAGGCUUCCUUAAUGCUCAGAUGGUGGCGCAGCGAAACAGGGAGAUAAUAAGUCAUCACAUCCGACAACAAAGGAUGGCCAUGAUGAUACAGCAGCAACAGCAGCAGUCUCAAGCCUUCAGUCCUCCUCCAAAUGUGACCACCUCAGGAAGCAUGGAUGGUGCUGUUACAGGCCCUCCGAUGGCUCCAGUCCCAUCCCAGCAAUUUUCAUACCCAGCCAAUUAUGGUACUUACUUCAUUUGUAUCUUACUUGCUUCUAUUUCCUGUGGCUGCUGUUGGGCUUAGUAAAUUACAAAAAAACUUAUUAAAGCUAGAAUAUUUUUAUAGAAGAGUAUAAGCACAAUAUUUUGGAAUGAGGGAGAAAGUGGGGUUUUGAGGGAUUUGACAUAUUCUGUAGCCGAAUGAUCUAAAAUAGAACAGCCACAGAGCAGAAAUGUUGUAAAAUUCACGAUCUUUAUACAGUAAUUUCACAGCUCAUUGGUUCUCUCAAUUUUGAUUUGAAUUAUGUCUUAGUCAUUACUUAAUUCUGCAAGAAAACUUUUUUGUACAGGAAGGGUCUGGCAACAAAAAGCAAGCAUUUGAUCUUUUUUUAUUCUGCUUUGCUAUAUCUGAAAUUGCUACAACAAACAAUGAAACAUUAGUAAGUUAUAGUACCUUGUAACCAUGUUUAGGGACCAAGUGAAACUGAGAAAAGCAAACUUGCAUGAUGGGGGAACAUAAGAUGCUACUUUAUAUACCGAGUCGCACCAUUGGUCCAAGUAGCUCAUUAAUGUUCACACUAACAGUGGCUCUCCAUGAGGUCAGGUGGAGUUCUCUCACAACUCUACCUGGAGAUGCUGGUGAUUGAACCUAGGACCUUCUUCAUGCAAAGCAGAUGCUCUACUACAGAGCUAUGGCCCCUUCAAGGAGAGGGAGUCUUGAGUGAAUGCAAGCUGGUAACACCAAGGGUGGAAAUUUACCAUUAACUUGGGAAUCAAAGUGCAGUUCUCCUGAGCACCAUUGCCUCUCCAUGAGAAUUAUUCCCUUCUGGCCUUUCAUUUGUACCGUGCUCCAAAGGUACCUUUCUUCAGGGCUUUUUUGAUUGAAUCAGGUAAGAGAAAUUGUGCAACCACAAGAGUGAAAUUCUGUAAAUAUUAGAGGACACAUGUGCCUUCAGCAGAAAAUAGCUAAGUGUCAUAACCACCAAACUGUUAUCUUAUUUAUUUUGUAAGGAAUGACCCAGCAACCAGACCCUGCCUUUAGCAGGGUAUCAAGCCCACCCAAUUCCAUGAUGGCUCAAAGAAUUGGACCCACACAAAAUCCCAUGAUGCAGCAUCCUCAGGCUGCACCAAUGUAUCCAACUCCUGAAAUGAAGGGCUGGCCAUCAGGAAAUAUGGCCAGGAGCAGGUGAGAGUCAGAUAUCUCAACUAGUGUUUUGAAAGGGGAGCCUGUGGCUGUGGAGAACUGAAGAACAUAGCUUUUAGCAGACUGAAUUGUGUGAUUUUUUUAAAAAAACAUGCAAUCUAGACAGUCUUCACUCUUGCACCCAGAUUCUUAAAAAACAACAACCCUAAAAUAAUUUGUUUCAUAGAAGAUUUCAAAAUAUUUGUUCAAAUUUUUAAAUGUUGCAUAUUUCACAAAGAUAUGGGGCCUAUUUUUGUUUCACAAAGUUAAACAAGCUGAUCAAGACAUGAUGUGUUGUUAAAAAAAGAUUAAAGGAACAUCAAAGUGUCCAAAUCUAUAUAUGUUGAACUAUUUGUUCCAGAUUGGUUACGUGCAGGGCUAAAAACUCAGUGAGGUAGGCUUAAGUUAACAAAACAGUUUCCGACAAUGGAUGAAGAGAUCCUAGGAUGGGAGUGAUUUACACUGAUCCAUCAUUUUUGCAUUUCCUUUCUUUUUUAUUUAAAGCAAAGGAUUUAUUCAUUUGUUGAUCAUAGGCUCAUUUGUUUAUAGCACUAGUCAAUCUCUAGAGCCACAGGUUGGUGUGAGCGCCUUACAAAUAACUACAUCUGAUCUUGAAGACAUUGUGAUGAGACAACUGUCUCUGCAACUGAUUAUGGACGGGAUUACGAGGUUUUAUAGUUGUAAUGCCAAUGACGUAACAUGCCAGUGGUUGAAUGAAUCUGAGAGCAUUUUUUUUUUCUUGUGUCCUCUAGUUCUUUUCCACAGCAACAGUUCAGCCAUUCAGGGAACCCUGCAACUUACAACAUGAUGCACAUGAACAGCAAUGGUGGUCACAUGGGACAAAUGAAUAUUAAUACUAUGCCUAUGUCAGGAAUGCCCAUGGGUCCAGACCAGGUAAGAUGGCUGUAACUGUUGGUUCUCCACAUGCAGCUCUUUAGAUCUCCAUAUGCAUAUCAGCCCCUAAAAUUGCCAGUGCCAGUGCCUAGCAAACAUUAACAGAAACUUCUCAACAUUUUCCUGGCUCAGAAAAUAAGGUUUGACUUGCGUGGUUGUCAUUUUUGCUCACUCUGCACCCUUUCUUAUUUCUCCCAAACUCCCAAACCCCUAUUUCUCCAGUGGGUUCUCUCUCAGUGGUUUUACAUAAAAUGGUAAGGCUAGCUGUGAAACAGCUAUUGCCUGUGAGCAUCCCAGGUUCAUUGCUGAAAUAGAUUUACUCAAGGAAUCCACAAGGCUCUGCAAUCCUAGCCUUAGAGUAACUUAAGCUCAACACCAGGCCAUUUCCUCCCAAUCCCCCUUCCCCUAAAACGAAUCUAUAUUUUUAAAAGCAUUUUCAGUACCAGUGCAGUAUUAAUUUAUACUUCUUUCCUUAACCUUCAGAAAUGACAGCAAAAAAUUUGCUUGAUUACAAAGUUUGUCUCUCUUACACUGUUGUUUGUUCACUGGUGUGUUGUGUUUUUUUCUGCAGAAAUACUGCUGA